AUGUAUGUGGGCGCUAAUAAUAAAAUCUAUGCACUGGAUAAAUCAGCCUCGACGACCGCAAAUGGUACGGUGAUUAUGAGUGUUACUAGUCGAUGUCUUGAUGUGUUUGUGGAUGUAAACAACACUCUUUACUGUUGUUUGGACGGUGAAAAUAAAGUUAUUAAAAUUUCACUUAAUAACAAGUCAAGUUCAGUAUCGUUAGCCGCAGGCAACGGAACCAGUGGAAAUUCAUCAUAUUUACUUAAUAAUCCCAACGGUAUUUUUGUUGAUGUCAAUCGAGAUCUAUACGUUGCAGACAGAUCAAACAAUAGAAUUCAGUUGUACCGGCAAGGAAGUUUGAAUGGAACGACGAUACAUGUUACUGGUGCAUUAACACCUGCUGGAUUGUUAAAUCCCAGCGGAGUUACACUCGACGGUGACGGUUAUCUUUUUAUUGUUGAUCGCGGUUAUAACAGACUUCUUGCAUCGGGACCGAAUGGCUUUCGAUGUAUAGCAGCGUGUUCUCCAACUGGUACCGGUGGUUCAGAAAGCAGUCAACUCAAAGACCCGCAGAAGCUUUGGUUUGAUUCCUUUGGGAAUAUUGUUGUCAUCGAUCGAAGCAAUUAUCGAGUUCAGAUCUUCUAUUUAAUAAAUAAUGCUAGUCAAACGACAACAACAACAUCCACAUCCACGACAUCUGUAACAUUCAUAUCGACGACAUCAACAACAUUAACAAUAACACGAGUAACAGCAUCAUCAAUACAAACAACACUAAUGUCAACAAGCCGCACACUUCAAUCUUCAACAGACGUUCAUUCAUCAGAUAUUGCAUCGAUAUAUAGUAUUUCGACAGAUAAUGCGAUUACAACGACCAAAUCUGGUAUUACGUCGAUAACGCAUUACAAUCCAAUGUCAACAGCACCAUUUUUUAUUGCUUCUUCGUGCUCCAAUACAACAAACAUCGGUCUCUAUUGUAAUAUAUCUAGUUCUUACUGUUCUAUGCUGGAUCCGUGCAGAAACAACGCAGCCUGCAAUAACUUAACGAACAGUGACCAAGGAUAUGUUUGCUCGUGCUCAGCCGGUUUCAACGGCACACAAUGUCAACUCAAUUAUCAAUCUUGUAAACCAACAACUUGCUUAAACAAUGGUGCACAUCCUCUUCUCUCCUCAUCAAAGAAACGCAUUUGA
Messenger RNA from Adineta ricciae, 1167 nucleotides. The record is from the annotation of a GenBank genome assembly. Lineage: Eukaryota; Metazoa; Rotifera; Eurotatoria; Adinetida; Adinetidae.